Oppiella nova is the source of this 635-nucleotide messenger RNA. The record is from the annotation of a GenBank genome assembly. NCBI's taxonomy places the organism in Eukaryota, Metazoa, Arthropoda, Arachnida, Sarcoptiformes, Oppiidae.
UUGAUUUGGCCGAAGCCUCCAAAAGCAAUGUCCUCGUGAUCUGCGACCGCGGGAUCAUGGAUGCGGCCGCCUAUAUGUCCAGAGAGUCGUGGGAACGGGUGCUCAAAGCCAACGGCUGGAACGCUGUCGAGCUCAGAGACAAUCGAUACAAUCAAGUGAUUCAUUUGAUUACUGCCGCCAACGGAGCCGAGCCUUACUAUAACAUUGAGGACAACCCGUGCCGUACGGAGGGCUUGGAUGAGGCGCGCCGUCUCGAUAAGGGCACGAUCGAGGCCUGGGUCGGCCACCCGUACAUCGAUGUCAUCGACAACUCCACCGAUUUCGACACCAAGUUGAAGCGCAUGAUAGCCAACGUGUGCCGACGCAUAGGCAUCGACGCGGGCGACCGCUUGGCGCCGACGAGUCGUAAAUUCAAAUUCCUGGUCCAGACAAUGCCCGCCGACUCCCUGUUCCCGUCCUUCCAAGACUUCGAAGUGGUUCACGACUACCUCACCUCUACUAACCCUAAAAUACAAUCUCGUCUACGAAAACGCGGACAAAAUGGCAAAUGGAGUUAUCAACACACCGUCCGUCGCAGUGAUGCCGGAGAUAAAGCGGUGGAACUGAGGCGACAGAUCACUCACAGAGAUUAUAUC